Messenger RNA from Artibeus jamaicensis (Jamaican fruit-eating bat), 729 nucleotides. Its product is annotated as beta-casein-like. Gene Ontology annotation, cellular component: extracellular region. The record is from RefSeq and is a predicted model, not a curated record. The transcript is spliced from 3 exons. Lineage: Eukaryota; Metazoa; Chordata; Mammalia; Chiroptera; Phyllostomidae.
AUGAAAGUCCUCAUCCUUGCCUGCCUGGCAGCCCUUGCCCUUGCACGGGAGACUGUAGAAAGCCUUUCAAACACAGAGAUAAGACAAUGUUCUUUCUGAGGCAAUUCCCAGGAUGAACACCAGGAGAAAAUCCAGUCCCUUGUCCAGCCACAGCCUUUUGUCUAUCCUUUUGGUGAGCCCAUCCUUCACACUGUCCUUCCACAAAACAUCCUGCCUCUUGCUGAGCCUGCUAUGGUGCUGCCUGUCCUUCAGCCCCAAGUGAUUCAAGGCCCCAAUACUAAGGCAACCAUCUUUCCUAAGUGCCAUGUGAUGCCGUUUUCUAAAUCUCUAGGAGUUCCCAUUUUUCUAUGCCAAAUCCCAAAUCUCACUGGUCUCAAAUACCCACAGCUUCCUCUGCCUCUGCUUCAGCCCUUGAUGCACCAGGUCCCUCAGCCUCUUAUUCACACUCCCAUGCUUCCUACUCAGCCCCUGUUUUCCCUUCCUCAGCCCAAAGCUCUGCCUCUUUCCCAGCAGGUGAUCACCUACCCCCAGAGAGAUAUGCCCAUCCAAGCCCUUCUGCUUUACCAAGAGCCUCUGCUUGACUCUACCUGGGGGUCCUUCCCUGUGACUCAACCUAUUGCCACAGUUUACAGCUUGCAACAAGUAAGCCCUAAUUUACCAACUCUGCUGUCUUAUCCAUGGUGUUUGCAUGAUAUUAGAAGGAAUGAGAAAUACAGAAUAAAUGAAUGA